AUGCCGGCCUUCUCUCGUCUUGUUCGUUUCCUUGCCAAAGAUGGCUUGGUAUACCACGGAGACGCCAUUCUACCUGCUGGAGUUAGUGAUAUUGCCAAAACAACUAAGGCACGAAUUAUCAAGGGCGAGAUAUUCGGCAACCAUCAAGUCACAGAUCAAGUCCAGGAAGUGAAGAAGCUGCUCUGUCCACUUGGCCGCAAUGACAUUAGGACCGUUCGAUGUCUAGGCCUCAAUUACGCCGAACACGCCAAAGAGUCAAACAUGCCUUUGCCGAAAUAUCCUAUCCUGUUCUUCAAGCCUGUCACAGCAGUUAGUGGACCAACAGAUGACAUUCCAGUCCCACCAAUAGCCCAAGAAUGCGAAGGGUUAGAUUAUGAAUGUGAACUGGUGAUUAUCAUUGGGAAAGAGGCACAUAAUGUACCGAAAUCGAAGGCACUGGAAUACGUACUUGGAUACUCUGUCGGGAACGAUGUCUCCCAUCGAGAGUGGCAGAUUAAGCGUGGAGGCAGCCAGUGGGGGAUAGGGAAGGGUUUCGAUGGAUGGGCACCCUUUGGCCCAGGAAUUGUGUCCUCGAAGAUAAUUCCUGAUCCGAAUGCUCUACGGAUAUCGGCCAAAGUGAAUGGUAAAGUCGUGCAGGACUCAAAUACGAAGGAUAUGAUAUUCGGCGUGGCAGAGACAGUUGCUUUCUUAUCUCAGGGAACAACUUUACUGCCAGGUGAUAUUAUCUUCACCGGAACGUGA
Molecule: messenger RNA, 741 nt
Organism: Arthroderma uncinatum
Lineage: Eukaryota; Fungi; Ascomycota; Eurotiomycetes; Onygenales; Arthrodermataceae
Product: fumarylacetoacetate hydrolase domain-containing protein 2A
Exons: 2
Coding region: 1-741 (246 amino acids)
Molecular function (GO): catalytic activity
Source: RefSeq, a predicted model, not a curated record